Messenger RNA from Astrephomene gubernaculifera, 4870 nucleotides. Lineage: Eukaryota; Viridiplantae; Chlorophyta; Chlorophyceae; Chlamydomonadales; Astrephomenaceae. The record is from the annotation of a GenBank genome assembly.
CAUUUACUUGGGCUCAAAGAACCUGCUUACACAGGAAGCGAAGGGGGUACCUGUGUGCCACGCGUACAGACCGCACUGAACAGGUUACAAGGAUCUGUAUACUUCAUAAAAUAUAUGUCGGUAUGAGCCACUGCAUGUUUAACAGGGGCCCUUGCCUGAGGGUGUGAACCUGGAAUUGAAAAACAGCCUUGACGCGAAGCUUGACCCAGGCCGCACCGUAAGCACAGACGAUAUGCUAGCUUAGGUACGGAGUGGCAAACAUUACACACAAAUGAGCGGAGCUGGAGGAGCGGCCUCUCCGGCAAGCUCGGCCCCGGCGGCCAGCGUCGCGCAACCCCUGCUGUCGGAGGAAUCUUUGCUGUUUUCCCGUAGCCUUGUAAGGGAAAAGGCGGGCGAUCAUGUUAACGAGGUCCGCUUCCAUUGCCCCGUCACGGUCACCCGCAUCGUCCUAUCGGACCCGGGUACGGCCGGCCGCGGCAGCACCCAGCAGUCCCCGCCUCCGCCCCAGCAGCAGGCGCCGCUGCUGCGGGUGUUUGCUCGCGACCUACAGCACCCGGGCGCCUGCCGCUUCGCGCCGCUGUGCCCCAGCAACCUGUCCGUGGCAGCGGGACAGAGCAGCAGCAGCUUCCCAACGGAGCCCGUGGUCACUGACCACGUCAUCCUGCGCGGCCGUUACCUGGCCGUUGACGUUCAGUUGUACGGCAGGACCGAAUACGACACCGCUGCGGUCGUUGCAACUGCCAUCGGUUCCGCCGCCUCCUGCGGCCACCCACUGGACUCAGAGGAAGUGCAGCUGCUGCGGAAACAGCAGCAGCAACUCCAACAGCAACAGUCCCCCAAAGGCUCCGGUGCUGCUGCUGCUAAUGCCACAGCCGCCAAGCGGCCGCGGCUGAUGCAGCCGCUCAUGUCAGUUCCGCUGCGGGUGCCCCACCCGGAGGUGGUGUCGGUAGGGGCGCAGCAGCAGCAGGCCGCUGGUGGUGAGGGCGGUGAGGCUAGUAAGGCGCGGCAGUGGCCGGACGGCGUCCUCAUGCCGGCUCCGCAGCUUAUUCCUCCAGGCUCCUCGCUGCUCCCGCUGGAGUCCGUCCCCCCCGCGCUGCUGGCGGCGCUGCGGGUGGCCGCGGAGUACUACGGGGAGGUGGGGCGCAGCCACGGCCGCAUCGCAGCGAACGGUCCGGCGGGGCGGCUGGCGGGGGUGAUGGCGGCGGCCAAGCAUGUGUGCCGGGCGCUGGCGGGUCAGACCUCGGAUCUGGAGAUGUUCCUGGCUGCCGAGCCGGCUGGGGGCGGUGCGGCGCUGGGGCGUGGGGAGCUGGAGUCGCUGUGCGACAUGGCUUGCGAGUGGUGCCUGCUGCUGGCGUCGGGCAGGUCCAGCAAGCUUGAGGAGCUGACUGUGGGGCUGGCGGGGCUGGCAUGCGCAGUGCUGCUGGCCGUGUGUGUGCCCGCGGCGCCGCUGUUGAUGGCCAUGGGCGUGGCAGGACAGGCCGUCCGGGCGCUGUGCCUGUCCAACCCGCCGGCGGACCUGGUGCGGCUUGCGGUGGCAUGCUUCGACGCGCUCACCCUCACCUGCCCCGCGCCCGCAGCGGAGGUGCUGCUCGCGAGGUACCGCCCGCCGCCACCGCCACCGCCGCCGGCACCGGAGGGCACGGAGGAGGGGGCUGAGGCAGCAGCGGGGAGUGCUGAGGGUGCGGUGAAGAGGGAGGUCAAGGAGGAGGAAGAGGAGGAGAGAGGCGAUAAGCCGAGAGGAGUGGCGGCUGCUGCAGCCGGCCUCAAGUCCGAAGCUCCAGCUAUCGGUGGUGGCGACCGCGGCGGCAACGGCCCAAUGUACGGUGACGUCCAGGCUCGCGGCGACGGCGACGACGACGGACGCCGCCGCCGGCAGUCCUCCAGCGGCGGCGGCGGCGGCGGUGAGGUUGGGAGUCCCAGUAAGGCUGGCGGCGGAGGCGGCGGCGAGGGCCGGCCGAGACGCGGCAGUACCGGGGCGCUUGUUCGCACGGGCAGCGGCGGCGGAGGUGCCGCUGAGGAGGCAGCAGAUGUGAUGGAAGAUGACCAAGGGCUCUACGAAGGGUUUUAUGACGAGUUUGACGAUUACUACGGCGGCGGCGGCGGCGAGGAGGAGUACGACGUGGCGGCCGCCGCCGGUGCUGAGGCCGCCGCGGAAGGCGCUGACGGCGGAGCUGGCGGCGACGGCGACGCUGCGAUGACGGAGGCAGAUCAAGCCGGCGGCGACGGCGGCGAGGGACAUGGGGAUGACGAGGGCGGCCGAAGAAACACGGGCGACGGCCGCAGCAGUAACAGCAGUGGUAGCGGAAGCAGCAGCAGCAGUGGCUCCUCUUCGAGUGGCAGCAGCAGCAGCGGCAGCAGCAGCGACGACGAUGAUGGCGGCGACAGCGCUGCUGACGGCGCGGCGGCCCGCCGCCGCCGCAGUGAGGUUGACGGAGCAGCAGGUGCUAGCGAACCCGCUGACGCAUCGCAACCUGUCAGCUGCGCUGCUACGGUGGUGGGUAUAUCGGUUGACGCUAAGGCGGCGCCGUCGACAGGAGUGGCAAACGGCAGUGCAGACGCCGAGAAAACGGCCCAUGAUGGCGACCGGAGGGCCGAUGUCUCACGGAGAUCGGACAGGGACAAGGAUCGAAGCCGCGAGCGAGAUCGGGACCGCGAGCGAGAUCGGGACCGCGAUCGUGAACGGGAACGGGAGCGGGAGCGGGAUCGUCGCGGCGGAAGGGAGCGCGGCGGCAGCGGAUCGUCACGACGGCACAAGCACCGCCGCUCCCGCUCACGGUCAAGGUCACGGUCAAGAUCUCGAUCCAGAUCUCGGCAACGGUCCCGAUCUAGAUCUCAGUCGCGUACCAAAUCUUCACGGGGCCUACGAUCUCGGUCAAGGUCGCGGUCGAGGUCACGGCCAAGGACGAAAGGAGGCAAGGAGGAUCCGGUGGCCUCUGGCAGGCCGGCUGAUGGCGGCAGGCAGGGAGCAAGUACGGCAGGGGCGGCAGCGGCGGAGCCGCCGCCGGCGCCCUCACGCCUGGAGCCGCCGGCGGUGUCGGCGGCGACGCCACUACUGACCGUCAUGCUCCGACGGCCACGUGCGCCUGCCGUCGCCGCCGCCGUUGCGCGCGUGAUGCGUCGUUUGACGGUAGCGGACCUGGCAGGCAAAUGCACCGUUGCCUGUACGGCGCUGGCGGCGGCAGCACCCGUCAGCGACGUCGCCGCCAACAGCGGCAGUGCCGCCGCUGCCGUGGCGGCGGCGGUUAUGGAGUCGGUUAUGACGCUACGUCAGCUGGCGGCGACGCUGCCAGACCUGGCGGAGGCGAUUGCCGCCGGCGCUGGAGGCCCUGGCGGUGCCGGCAGCAAUCGGGUGCCGCUGCUUAGCGGGCACCUCGCCGCAGCAAUCGGGCAACCCUCCGGCGGCGAUGGCCGACCGCCUAUUCCUGAGCCGCCAGCGCUUGACGCGCCAUCGCUACAGAUGCUUGCAUCACGGCAGAUCUUCCUGGCGCUGGCCGCCGCGGUGAAUGCCGUACAUGCCCACGCGGGCACGCUGCGUCACGCCCUGGAGGCCACCGCCGCCGCCGCGGCGGCGCAGGGUGGCGCGGACGCCGCCGCCGCGGCGGCAGCGGCUCAGCAGGCGGCGGUGUACGCACAAUCCCACCUGCAAGCCGCCCAUGCUGCACUCAUAUCUGGCCUGCGGAUGAUGCUAGCGCCGCUGCUGUCGACGCCAGCUGGCUUGGCGCUGGUAACGGCGCCGUCAUCUCGGCCUGGCGUCGCCGCGCUGGCGGCGGCGUUGGAUCCGGCGGCGGCGGAUGCCGCCGCCGUUGCAGCAGGCGCCGGCUGCCCCGCUUCGCGGAGAUCGGUAACUACCGCCGCGGCGGCGGCCGCUGCCGCCGCAGGCGGCGGCAGCGGAGCGGGUCCGGCAGCGGAGCUGGCUGCCAUGCUGUGUGACGCACUGACGGCUGACGCCGCCGUUAAGAUUCUCGCGGGCAGCGGCGCCGGCACGGGCGGUUCUGCGGCCGUCGUGUCCUCCGAUCACACUGCAAUCUACGGACCUAUGGGGCCGUCCAUCCUCACGUUGCUUCAGAUGUGUUCUGGCUCGGAGCCCGGUCGUCAAGCCGCAGUGCUCGCGUUGUCGUCCUCUCGGCCUGCGUUCGCGACGUUGCUGCGGGCUGUACGGCUGAGGUCUAGGGCAGCUAAGGCGUUGGCUGCGGCGGCGGCGGGUGGUCAAGGGGGUGGCGACGGGGCCGGAGGCGGCCGGGGGGGCCUACUGUACGAUGAAGAGGAGGAGCGUGACACGACCUUCCAGCCGGAGAGCCUGUACGGCAGUUCGUUGCUGUUGUGGGCAGUACGGGACACCCGCCUGCAGGCGCUUGCAGGAUGGCUGCCAAUCGCAGGCGCCAUUGCUGACGCGGCUCGCGGGGAGGCCGAGCUGCUUGCCGCGCCCGCGGGGGCGGCGUUGCUGGCAGCCAUCGGCUGUGAUGCGGAGCAGGCGCGGAGGACAGCCCGGGAGCUGCAGGGUCGGGCGGAGGCGGGUGUGGCGCUCAUGUCCGGUGGUGCGGCGGCGCUUGUACGGCAGCUGGAUGAGGUGCUGCCGCGGCUGGAGGCCAAGGGUGACAGCUCGCCACGCCAACGAGGCCGUCGAGUCCUAGACCUUCGUGCCGUCAUUGUCCUCAUCCGUGGCGGCAGCGGCACCGCAGAGCACCGGGUAGCCUCCGCCACCUCAUCCCUGGAGCUCCUUGCCGUACUUCUCCGUGGCGACAACCCAACCAACCGCCUAACGGCGGCCAAGCUGUACGGCUUGGGUGCCGUACCGGUUCUGGAGCGGGCCGUACGGACGGGUACGGAAGCCGUACGAGCGACGGCCUCUGACGCCGCGUGGGCACAUGCC